Molecule: messenger RNA, 1852 nt
Organism: Dermacentor albipictus
Lineage: Eukaryota; Metazoa; Arthropoda; Arachnida; Ixodida; Ixodidae
Product: m-AAA protease-interacting protein 1, mitochondrial-like
Biological process (GO): protein insertion into mitochondrial inner membrane from matrix
Cellular component (GO): mitochondrial inner membrane
Molecular function (GO): ribosome binding
Source: RefSeq, a predicted model, not a curated record
GCGUGAUACCAACUGCCGCGUGACUUAAGAAGAAAUGCCCGAUUUAAUGCGGUAAUUCGUCAGCUUUUGUAAUGCUUGCUUUCGAAACAGUCUAAGCGGGCCCGGUGAUGCGUUGGCUGUAUUUAACUGGUGCUGCAAUCCUGCGGCGAAGUCCGUUGUCUGCCCGUCGUGUGCCCGUCUCAAAGUCUGUUUGGCGGCAUUGUGUCCCGUGCUUACCAGACAGGGCUGGCUUGAGUUUAUGCUACGUUGACCGUCGCCGUCUUCGUUACCGGAAGAGUACCAAGGUAAAGCAGGCCUGCUCAAGCCGUCUCCUUCUUCGUGUCGUGAAACUCAACAGUGUAGCCGAAGGAGACCACUCAACGGUCGCGCCACUGUCACUAGACCACCUCGACAAAGAGCGCCUCCACAAACACGCGAUCUCUACUGUCCUUUCGCUUAUCGCAACCCAGAAGCUAGACGACUUGGCUGGGCUCGUGAAGAGAGAGGCUGUCAACCGAUUCGUCCAGGAGGUUUCGCAGCAGCUGGGUUAUGGAAACAUGCACUAUCUCAAAGAGGUGGAUGACAUUGUUGCCAUGCCACACAAAGUGGCACUUCAGUCUAUUGUAGAUCAGAAAUACUGUGACAUUCAAGUAAAUUUUAUUGUCAUGAAAAACCUGGACAAUGGACAGUCCUCACCAGAUAUCCCUCGUGUCUUCGUGUGCUUUAUUUUAGCCAAGUUUCAUCGCAACUAUACUGCAGGUGUCUUGCCUAAUUGGACCAUUACAAACUUGUCGCUAUUGCGAACAUCUUCACUUUUAAGAUAGUGUUGUUGUCGGUAGUGAUAGUGCGUCCUUGCAUUAUAUUUUGUCGACUACUUGAUGGCUAGGACCUGAUGUUUGUUGUAUGUAAAUGUAGAAGGAAUGACUUGCCUCAUUUAGAAACUGGCACUAAGACAGGCGCUUUGACAACUGAUGCACACUUGUACAGAUUUUUUUACUAUGAAAAAUAUUUAGCACCACUGAUCCUUUGUAUAGGAGCUUCGGCUAUUUAAAGUGUUGCAUAUUUAGAUAGAAACAACGUUGUAAGAGACUUGUUGUCCCAUUGCCUGCUUUCUCAAAACUUUUUUUAUGUGUUAGCAUUAGGAGAGUCAGGUGGGAAAAUGUGUAGGUUUGCAAAAUAUAAAAAGCCAGUCAUUUGGUAGAGGUGUAUGUGUGUGUACUGCAAGUGACGGUAGUCAGCUCCUGACCACUGUUAGUUGCACUUCACUCCUCGAAGAGGCAGGACAUGUGUCGAGUGGGCUCCUGAACAAUAUUUUGCAAUGUUGUGAACGUGGUUUGAAUCAUAGAUUUGGGACAUCUAAGGUGCGACUUAAUGCUAACGCAUUUCUCUCGAAUUUACUGCAAAUUGCCGCCAAAUUUUUUUCGUGCUGUCAGCCAUCAUUCUCAUUUACAGGGGUGUGAUACCAUAACAUAGUUACUAGCAUCUUAUUAUUAUAUGCCAUAAUGUAAGAACUUCUCACACUUGUUUUCUAAAUAACUUAUAGAACAAUGUUGCCUAAGACAAGACUUCAAGCGUGUCAUUUCUGUAGUCUAUGUUGGUCGUGCUUAUUGUUGUAUUGUGCCAUAUUAGAAAAGCAUUCCUCUCUAAUAAAGGAAAUGUGGAAAGACAAAACCAGCUGUAAAUUAUCAGUUGCAAAGAUAGUGUACUAAUUAACCUACUAAUAUUAAUUAACAAUUUGUCAUUCCACAAAACUGUGCCUUGGUUGUGGUACUGCACCUACAACGUAUUUGUACAAUGCAACCAUGUUUUCACAUUUUUGUAAAGAAUGAAACUGCUUUAAGCUUGGUCUGUCAGAUACACUUUGACACCUUGA